GGAUAAGUUGUCAGAUGAAUUCAACACCAGCUCUAAACGACGUGCAGACACUAUCAACGCGGACAAGAUCAAACAGAUGGUGGACACGGCUGUUCAAGAGGCAUGGGCGGCGCAAGCGAAGAAGGUUGACGAUGGAAAUUCGCAGCAAGCGAGCCGUGGUAAGGGAAAGGAUAACGAAGUCUCGAAGCUGACGACGGAGUUGAAGGUCCUCAAGAAGCAAAUUGAGGAUAUGCGGGCUAUGAAAUACGACAUCGCUUCCUUACAAGGAAGUCUGGCAAACUUGAAACCACCGCCGACGAGGCAGUUUAUCUCGCCAAGAAUACUGCAGGGGAAACAAAUCUCAGAAGACAUGCUGAGCGCGUUACAGAUGGAGGACCUCAAGCGGCUUUGUGCAAUGCAUAAUGUGCGCUAUAAAGGUAUGCCACAGACACGUGUGGCUUUGCGGAAGAUACCUGGUCUGAUAAUAUCUGACACAGAGGAUCUACUGGAUAAAACUGAGACUGGAGAAGAAGUGAAUGGAGGGAAUCACGAUGACGAGAAGACGGAGUAUUCAGAGUCAGAAGAAGACGAGAGUUCAUCAGAGGAGGUGGAGGUAGAGUACUCGGAAGGCCCGACCGCGACGGAAGAUGUGUAGCCAAGUGCUCGUUAGCCACCACGAUCGCAGUGCGCAAACU
Chara braunii is the source of this 674-nucleotide messenger RNA. NCBI's taxonomy places the organism in Eukaryota, Viridiplantae, Streptophyta, Charophyceae, Charales, Characeae. The record is from the annotation of a GenBank genome assembly.